This is a messenger RNA of Anguilla rostrata (American eel), 6989 nucleotides long. It is a transcript of the gene erfl3, whose product is annotated as Ets2 repressor factor like 3. The record is from RefSeq and is a predicted model, not a curated record. Gene Ontology annotation, biological process: regulation of transcription by RNA polymerase II; cell differentiation. The coding region runs from base 1008 to 2855 and encodes 615 amino acids. NCBI's taxonomy places the organism in Eukaryota, Metazoa, Chordata, Actinopteri, Anguilliformes, Anguillidae. The transcript is spliced from 5 exons. Gene Ontology annotation, molecular function: sequence-specific DNA binding; DNA-binding transcription factor activity, RNA polymerase II-specific. Gene Ontology annotation, cellular component: nucleus.
CUAACUUGGGCUAGCUGAGAUCGUGAAUAACAGAUUUCACACGCGUGUGUACAAUUUUGCGGAAGUGUCUGUUUGGGCACAUUGCUUCCAAGUCAUGUUUGCUGAGACAAAGAUGUCAUUUUUAUUUUGUUUCAUUUCAAAGUUUUAGUUGACUGAGGAAGCGUGUUGUUUUUAUUGUUAUAUAACAUGUAACUACCAAACUUGCUGCAUUUUAUUUUCAUUAGCCAGCCACUGCAGCCAUCAAACGGCGUGUAAAUAAAUUAGCCUAGUCGUUCCAUAUUCACUGUUGACCUGUUGAAUGCAGCUUGCAGUCUACUAAUAUACACUUUUAUUUAAACUGUGCCGUGAAACUCAGCCGAGGUGUUAUGUAUUCCGAUAGUAGCGAGUUGGAUAAUGAAUGUAACAAGAAAAUAUCAAACUAGAUAUGUCGGCUUAGUUACCCCUAAUGCGCUAAGAGCCGUGAACAUGUCUGUCUCCAUGUGUAACGUUAGCUGGCUAACUUACCCAGCUAGCUACUUAGACUAUACAAAAUGGAAGCGUUCGUUUUCAAGCAUGCGGAAACUGCUAAUUUUUAUUCUAAAAAAAAAAUAAUUCUACUUAAAAGUAUAUUCGGUCGUAGUUCAAGUUAUUUUGCUUCUAUAUCAACUUGUUUGUAUCUAUUUUAGCUUUUGUUUUUAACUGCACAUCGACCGUGUGAAACAGUCUAAUUCGUCAGUAUUUCGAUAUUUACUAAAACUAAAUAUCAGUGUCAGUAUUGGUGGAAGAAAUAGCUGACGCCUGAAGUUUGACCGACUCGAAGCAGCGGGUUCGCCUUCCCGGACUGGGCCUACAAGCCCGAGUCCAGCCCCGGCUCGCGGCAGAUCCAGCUGUGGCACUUCAUCCUGGAGCUGCUGCGGAAGGAGGAGUACCACGACGUCAUCGCCUGGCAGGGCGACUACGGCGAGUUCGUCAUCAAGGACCCCGACGAGGUGGCAAGACUGUGGGGCGCGCGCAAGUGCAAGCCCCAGAUGAACUACGACAAGCUGAGCCGGGCCCUCAGGUAUUACUACAACAAGAGGAUCCUCCACAAGACUAAAGGGAAGAGGUUCACCUACAAAUUCAACUUCAACAAGCUGGUCCUGGUGAACUACCCUUUCAUAGACAUGGGGUCCUCAGGUAGUGGAGUGCCUCAGAGCGCCCCCCCGGUGCCCACGGGGGCGGGGACUCAUUUCCGGUUCCCGCCCUCCACGCCGUCGGACGUGCUGUCGCCGAACGAGGACCUGCGCAGCCCGGGCGUGUUCAGCGCCGUGGCGCGCCGCAUGGCCCGCGGCUCCGUCAGCGACUGCAGCGACGGCACGUCCGUCAACUCCGAGAUCGAGGAGGGCGGGGGCGGGGCCGGGGAGGAGCGGGGCGGCGAGCGGGCGCUGGGCGGGGGCGGCGGCGGCGGGGGAGGGGGCGGCGGCCCCAGCGGGGGAGGCGGAGGCUUCCGGAGCAUCCUGCACCCCCGCCUGUCGCACGACUCCCUGUUCCGCAUGUACGGGGCGCCCCCCAACGCGGGCCACCCCCCUCCCCGGGGGCCGCCCGGCCACAGGGUCCACGGCGACCCCCUCUCCCCCUUCCCCGUCUCCCCCCUGCCCGGGCCCGGGGGGGCGGGGCUGCUGGCACCUCCCCUCUCCCCGGCCCUCUCCAUGACGCCCUCGUCCCACCUGCCCUACACGCCCUCCCCCACGCUCUCCCCCAUGCUGGGCUCCCACUUCUCCUUCAACCCCGAGGACAUGAAGCGCUACCUGCAGGCCCACACCCAGAGCGUGUACAACUACCACCUGAGCCCCCGCGCCUUCCUGCACUACCCCAACAUCAUCAUCCCCCAGCCGCAGCGCCCCGACAAGGGCCUGGGCCCCGCCCCCUCCGCCGCCGACCGCCCCGCCCUCAACAGCCACCACCCGGGCCUGUCCCACGCCCACCCGCCGCACGGCCACGCCCACCCCCUGCACCACGCCCUGCACCUGGGCGACGAGCCGCCCCACCUCUCGCCCUUCAAGUUCAAGCUGCAGCCGCCGCCGCUGGGGCGCAAGCAGCAGCGCGAGGGCCAGCAGGGCCGGCCCGGCUCCCUCAGCUCCGGCUCCAGCAGCUCCACCUCCGGCCUGGGCUCCUCCAUGUCCUUCGGCAGCGACCUCAGCUCCGCCAGCGGCUCCGGCCUCGUCUCCAACUCCUCCUCCUCCGGCUCGCUCAACAGCGCCGGCCUGCCCAAGAUCAAGGUGGAGCCCAUCUCCGACAUCGAGUCGGAGGAGGAGGUGGAGGUGACGGACAUCAGCGACGAGGACGGGGACGAGCGCGAGGAGCUGGAGCUCUUCUCCGCCCGGCACCGGCGGGACCGGCAGCUCAACGGCGGCGGGGCGGCGGCGGCGGCUACCGCGGGCGGCGGCGACGACGACCUGGACGAGGACGUGUUCAAAGCGCCCGCCCCCCCGCCGCCGGGCCUGCUGCCCUUCUUCGGCGGCCCCGUCGGCGAGCUGCGCCGCGGGCCCCCGGUCCUCAAGAGCGAGCCGGGGGAGCCCGGCGAGGGCGGCCCCGCGGCCGGCCCCCCCCCGCCGCCCGCCAGCCCCGGCGGCACCAAGUGCAUCCCGCUGAAGCUGCGCUUCAAGCGGCGCUGGAGCGAGGACCAGCGCAUGGAGGCCAGCUCCGAGGAGUCCGACGACAAGAAGGUGCGCGCCGAGGAGCGCCAGGCCCAGCGCAACGGCCGGCCGGAGGAGAACGGCGAGGGCGAGAGCCCGCCCCCGCACCCGGACUGCCCGCCCCCGCCCGCCCACCGCAGGGUGAGCGCCGACCUGCACCGGGCCACCGCCCAGCUAUCCCUGGAGAACAAGGACUGCUGAUCUCUGCACACACACAGGAACACACACUUAUACAUAUAUAUAUAUACACACACACAGGAACACACAUAUACCUAUACACACACACAAUAACACAUACAUAUAUACAAACAAAUACACGCACAUGUACACAUGCACACAUACAUAUACAUACACAGACACAUACACAUGCACACACAUGCAUGUGUACACACAUGCACACACACUGUCACACGCACGCGCACACACACACACACUGACACCCUCGCACUAACCCACGUUAGACUGACACUAAUGCUGACAGACAGACACAGGAACUAGAAGAGUACUAAUUUACACACAGUCAGGCAUAUGCUCUAACACUGACAGCACCAACUCCCCGCCCAGCUCCGCUCAACAGGGGACUCCCACAGCGGCCUGCACACCUCCUGCUGCGCCCCGCCCAAAACCAUCCCCCCCCCCCGCUCCGCACCGGAUGGGACCCCGCUUCUCCGGCUGCUCCCCGCGCCCCCGCAGUCGGGUCGAGAACCCGCAAACCUGGACAGUCCUUAAGUUUGGAGCAAGGUUCUGAGGUCAACAGUGUUCUAUUCGCCCCGGUCUACACUCGCCUUCUCCCGCCCCUUAACAGAGAAAUAUUCCUCCCCCUCCCCCCCACCCACCCCCGCUGAGCCUCGUUUCAGUAAACCCGGGGUGAAAGGGUGGGGGAAGGAUAUGCUAUUUUUUUAAAGAAAUUUCGAUUUCGUAAGUGCCUGUUCUUACACACGGAGGUAUAGCACAUGGACCCGCAGAGGCUGCCUCUGCCCCCCCCCCCACAUGACCCCGUAUGCGGAGGCCCAAACAGCCACUACCCUUUUCCUUCCCAAAUCAGAGGCUCUCACAUCCUGCAGCAUCGAUUUCCCCAGGAAGUAGAAAACAGGAGAUUUGCAGGUGGUGGGAGGGAUCAGGGGAGGGGCCAGACAGAAAGACUGCAUACGCCCCUCCCCCCCCACUGCCACUCAGGACUGCUCCUUAACCGGGCUCUGUGCAGCGCACGUCAAUCUCCCGCUCUGCCCCGCCCUGCCCGCCCUGGACCGCCAUGCCCCGCCCUGCCCCGCCCUCACACGCUGUCCACACAGGACCGAUCCACAGGCCACAGGCCCGCUGUUUCCUCUCCGGGCGUUCGGAACUUAACGGGGUCUGUGACUGAAAGACGCCGGUUUGAUCCUCAGAGUGCGGGGGGGUAGUCUGGCUCCUCCCUGCGCUCUCCUCCCUGCCCCCCCCCCCACCCCCCCUCGAACCCGGCUCCCGGGACGGGGAGAACAGAGGCUCACCGUGCAGCCCUUUUUCCCACAGCGCUCGUCCAGAAGACUCUUUUUUUUUUGGGCUGUGAGGAGGGCAGUGACUCAGAACUCUGACCAACUGACCGACUCCCUUUUAUCUUUCACCUCCUCCCUCCUUUUCGUCCGUCACCGUCGCCCUGUUUCUGGCUCGGCCGCGCAGGCGGCAGCGGGUUCUGAAAGGCGCCGUGGUCCUGACGCGAUCGCUCUGUGUGAGUAAGGGGAAACGAGGAGGCGACGGCUCCCGCGUUAGCGCCCCGCUGACGUUAGCGUCUUCAGAGCCGGGAGAGGGGCAGCGAGGCCAGGGAGGCCCAGACGGGAGGAGGAGAGGAACUGCGCAGGUUUCUGAGAGAGAGAGAGAGAGAGAGAGAGAGAAGCAAGGGAGCGAAGUAGAGAGAGGGAUAAAAAGUAUGGUGACGGUGACGGAUGGAGAGGAGAGCGAGGGGGGGAAGCCGGCGGCGCGGAAGUCGAAAGGUCGACGGGGACCGCUAUGGCGAGGGCCGGGCGACUCGCUCGGUCGCCGUGGUCACGCCGCCCUGCCAGCUUUCCCUCGCUUUAGCGUUUGAGUUCGUCUGACGGGCGUCGAAACGAAACCAGCAGAAUCCACACGCACAGACACGCGCAACCACACGGCCUUCGGCUCCUUCGCCCGCCCGCCCGCAGCCGACAGGGCCGCGACCUCUCACCCCUGACCCCGGCGCCCCGGACCAACUCCGAAGGGCGGAGCUGCAAGCAAGGAGAAGUCCGCAAGACAGACAGAAACCUCACAAACACUGCCUCUUUGCCUUGUUUUUUUAUAGCAUGUAAAAAUCAAAAUUUUAAAAAAAUCCAUUAAAAUACUGAAAUAUACGCAGACACUUAAACUAUACCUUUAUAUAUUAUAUAUAUUAUAUAUUAAAUAUGAAUAUAAGCGGAGAGAGAUUUUAAAACUAUAGCAUUUAAUAAAAUUAAUGAGAUUCAGGAUUUUUUGUAAACGACUUUUUUGGGGAGGAAGAGGAGUUUGUUCUCUUUCUCGCUGGGUGAAUUUUAGGGGGUUUGGGGUUGCAAAAGGGGUUGUGGGUAUUUUAUUUUUUUUAUUUUAUUUUAUUUACCAGAUAAUAUUUUACAGGGAAAGGAAAAUAAGAAAGACAAAAAACAUGAAAUCCUUCAAAAAAGUAAAAAUAAAAAAAAAAUUAAAAAUCAGCAGGUCGUACGGGCAGCAGUACCCACUUGGCUCUUUGGGUUCAGACUGACACCCCUGCCCCCAGUACGCCCCUCCCCUCCCCCCCGCUUCGCUGUGGGACAAACUGUCCUCAGUCCACCUCCUAUCAUAACUCCUUUGGGGCAGGGGGACAGGGGUAUAUUCGGAGCUAUAAAUAACUGGAAAUCCUAUAUUUUCUGAGCUGAAACCAGUUAAGAAACUUGUCUGUACUAAUUCUAACCCAACAACUGAAAGGAUUGGAUUAGGGUCCCUGUUUGAGGGACGGGGGACGGGGGGGUCAGACGGGCGGGGCGGUCUUGGCCGCAGAACGCACGAGGUCCGUAACGUGACUCUCCCGGGAAGCCCCUCCCCUUUUGCCCGCGGCGGCUGACCUCGCCGCGCUAAGCUGCUUUUCUGUGCGCGAGCUCCUGACGAAGCGCAGGUGCGCCCCCCGCGACCCCCCCCCCCCCCCCCCCCCCCCCCCCGUCUGGGGCCACCUGCCGAGCGCCUCGCACGGCACUGUGGGACGCACGCGCCCCAGAACCGAAUCAGGCCGUUCCGAGUGGACCUUUGUCUCGUGAAGCUCCAGCGGCCAACGGGACUGAAGGCGUUUUGUGUGACCAAGCCCCCGCCCCGCCUGCCCGGGUUCUGUAAUUUUAACUGACAGCUGCCUUACUACUCGUCAUAUCUUUUAAACACACCUGGUUUUAUCACCUGUGCCGGUCGUCACUCUACGCAUAGCUCUGGUCGCUAAGUCAGUCUGACCCAACGUUAUCACCGUGAACCGUGGUGGAACUAUUUCUGGGUUACACCCCGUACCUGGACAUACUAAUUUGACAAAAUCACGUCCUGGAGGGUGUCGCGUCAAAUAGCUUCCCUCCUCCCCAGCAGUCAUGUACUGGUUGUACAGUAGAAGAGGUGACAGAGACAUAGCACAGGCGAUACACCCAUAAAUUACAUUUCUUUAGCAAAUUGAUUUUUUCCCUUUGUACUUUUCCUUCUGAUAAUGUCAAUAUUGCUGUUUAUUAUUAUAGUUAUUAUUGUUAUUGUUGAAUUAUUGACCCUCUCUCCCACUCCCACCCCCCUCCAAAAUCUCUUCUAGCUCAGUUAACGCUUUCCGUUGUGUACAUCACUUUCGAUGAUUCGUUUCUUUCCCCAACACUUUUUCUGUGUUCUUUCCUUUUCAAGAACCUUCCUAACCUUUAGUGUAACGUUUUUUUAAAUCUGUAUGAUAACAGACAGUGUAAUUGUAAUUUGGUUGGCCGCUGUUUUAAUGGACGAAUAGCAGUGGAGGGUCGGGAGUUACACUGGGGAGGCGGGCAAUUUUGUUUUGUGGGGGGAGGGGCUAUGAUUUUUUCUUGUUAUGUAUUGUAAUUUUUAUUUUAUAAUGUUACUUUUCUCUUUUUUCUCUUGUAUAUUUUUUCCAUUUUGGGGAUUAUAUCAUUUAAAAGAAAAGACAUGUAUUGUUUUUCUGUGUAAAGGUGUCCCCCUCCCUCUCCCACCUCCCUCUCAACGAUUAUAUAACACUCAAACGGAGGGAUGAGAUUUAAUACCAUGAUGUAACAUUGAACUUCUCUUCUUUGAUUCUCUUUUGUGUUUUUCCAACUUGUAAUUAAACUGUAAUCAGGGUUAAUUAAAAUUGGUUAAAAACCAACACGAUAA